AUGAUGAACAUGGACAUGGACAUGUCGGGCGGUAGUAUUCCCUGGCUCGAUCAGCCUGUGAUGCUACAUUCGUCUCGUCAUGAUAUGUGCAUGUUAUCCGAAGCUCAGUGUGCUUAUCGGAAUAAUCGCUGGAGAUACUGGUAUCAGGCCGACCAUGUAUAUGCCUUGAACACAGUAUAUUUCUGCUGUGCAGUUAUCGCUUUGUUUGCAAUUUCCAAUAUCUUCGUCAAGAUUUGUCCAGAUCGGCUGAAGCGGACUCGAUUAUGGCGGACAACGACUUCAAUUUCCCGGUACAUGUCCUAUCGGGGUUAUGGAUUCCCGAUGCUGAAGUAUUGGUCCCCACCUCUGGGUGUCGUCUUGCUCGGCGUUGUGGGCACAGUAUUCUUCUUCGCCAUGACCCUCGGCCCUAAGCCCUAUUACUGGCCUAGCGAUGCUAGUUACGGAAAUAGUCCACCCAUAGCCACAAGGGCUGGCUGGAUGGCCCUUGCUCUACUACCAUUUGUCCUGGGUCUGAGUGUCAAAGCCAACAUGAUCUCUGCCCUUACUGGCAUCCCCCAUGAGAAGCUUCAAGUCUUCCAUCACUGGACUAGCUACGCCAUGUUUGUUCUAGCUCUCGUCCAUACUUUCCCUUUCAUCAUCUAUCAUGUCGACAAGGGUGAUAUGGUAAAGCAAUGGAAGACUAGUCUAGUAUACUGGACUGGUAUCGGGGCAAUUAUCCCCCAGGCGUACCUGACUAUCAUGUCGCUUCCGUUCAUUCGCAACCGGUUCUACGAGUUCUUCAAGGCGACCCAUUUGAUUGCUGCCAUUCUAUUCAUUGUUUUCUUCUUUCUUCACUGCGACUUUCGUCUCUCCUCGUGGGACUACUUCAUCGCCAGCGGUGUCAUUUACUUCCUUUGUCUACUUUUCUCUCAGGUGCGCACCUAUCUGAUGCAUGGCGUCCACACAGCCAUCCUAGAGCUUCUUCCAAGUGGACUUGUCCGAGUCUCUGUUCCAACCUUCAUCAAGUGGACGCCGGGCCAACAUGUAUUUGUGCGUUUCUUGACGUCAGAUUUGCAUCUGCUCACUGCGCAUCCAUUCACUAUCUCCUCGGCUCAUCGAGACCCGGAUCAGGCAGGCAAAACUUCCGAGCUCAUCUUCUACAUCAAGCCUCGUCGUGGAGUAACCGCUCGUCUUGCUUCUCUGGCUGCCAAACAACCCGGUGUCAUGAAGAAGAUUCUCAUCGAGGGGCCAUAUGGUGGCGUGAGUAACCAUCAUAUGUCCCAAUUUGACACCAUACUCGUCAUUGCCGGUGGUUCGGGUGGGGGCUUCUCUCUUGCGAUGGUAGACGAAGCGCUACGACUGUCUGGCAUUAACACAGGCGAAGACGAAUCGGGACAAGAAAGCCGCCGCCAACUCCAAGUCGUCUUUUCAACCCGCGACGCUCCCGUGGCUGACUGGUACAUCGAUGAGAUUGAAGGGCGUCUCUCGCACUCUACUACUCUUCCAGGCUCAGACAACGGGUUUGAGACUUCGGUUUCGGUGCAUAUUACCUCAAACCACGGCUUGACUCGCUCAACCUCGACACUAGACUCGGAGACGGGCACUAGGGACAAGUUACCUCCAACAGAUAUCACAACCACUGGAUCGUUCAGUCUCAACAUUCAUCGAAACGCUCGACCUGAUAUUCCUGGUCUUGUCGCUCGGACGGUUGCCAUGGCUCACGCAAACCCGAUGCCGAACGGCAAGAAGCAGCGUAUUGGUGUCCUUGUUUGUGGUCCAGCAUCCAUGCUUCACGAUACUCGGAAUGCUGCAGCGCUGGCGCAGAAGCGGACGUUUGGUGGUGAAGUCGAGGAGUUAUAUCUGCACUCAGAACCUUUU
Penicillium cataractarum is the source of this 1857-nucleotide messenger RNA. RefSeq names its product ferric reductase family protein. The annotation marks the transcript as partial. Gene Ontology annotation, cellular component: plasma membrane. Gene Ontology annotation, molecular function: ferric-chelate reductase activity. NCBI's taxonomy places the organism in Eukaryota, Fungi, Ascomycota, Eurotiomycetes, Eurotiales, Aspergillaceae. The transcript has 4 exons. The record is from RefSeq and is a predicted model, not a curated record. Gene Ontology annotation, biological process: intracellular iron ion homeostasis; iron ion transport; copper ion import.